Parathielavia appendiculata is the source of this 1699-nucleotide messenger RNA. RefSeq lists its product as uncharacterized. Lineage: Eukaryota; Fungi; Ascomycota; Sordariomycetes; Sordariales; Chaetomiaceae. Gene Ontology annotation, biological process: malate transmembrane transport. The record is from RefSeq and is a predicted model, not a curated record. Gene Ontology annotation, molecular function: malate transmembrane transporter activity. The transcript has a single exon. Gene Ontology annotation, cellular component: membrane. Bases 142 to 1686 code for a protein of 514 amino acids.
CCCGAGUCCUCCUUGGCUCGACGUCUAUCCUUGACUAUUCUGGGCUACUACGCUGGACGUUCAUUCUUUUCUUCUUUCCUUUAUUUGCUUAUUCCAACUGCUUGGUCAGUCUUUUUGGUCCUUACAAGCUUUUUAGUAACAAUGUCAGCUCCGCUGCGGGUCAGCCCUCUCUUCAGUUCCCGCGUCGACCCGGAAAGACGUCGGCACUCGCACCCCUUCAGCCCGCUACACAGCCAUCCACCACGCACUCAGAACACGCCUGAGGACCCCUUUCAAGGCGAGACGGCCGUCUCGUCCAGCCAGUCGUCGUUGGCAGAAAUCGAGACACCCUCGGGCCGGCCAUCCGCCGAGUACGCCUCAGGUCGAUCGUCCACCGAGUGCGGCGACAGCCACCCCGAAGACCUCGAAAAGAGCCUGCCCAUCCACACCAUCCCCUCGGUCAGGCUGCAGAUCCUGCGGAGCGGACGAUGCCACCAUGGCGAUCAGCAAGACAAAAACCACUCAGGGCGGUGCAUCCAAGUGAAGUCGGCCUCCGAUGAACCACCCUCUUCACCGACUCGCCCACAUCUCGGCAUCCGAGAGCGCCUCGCCCACUUCACCUGGGCGUGGUACACGGUGACCAUGUCGACGGGCGGCCUCUCGCUGCUCAUCCACGCGCAGCCGCACCAGUUCCCUGGCCUGCGCCACAUCGGCCUGGCCGUCUACGUCGUCAACCUCGUCCUGUUCGUGCUGAUCACGGCCGCCAUGACCGCACGCUUCGUCGUGUUUCCCGGAACAUUCCUGCGGUCGGUCACGCACCCGCGCGAGGGCUUCUUCGUCCCGACUUUCUUCUUGUCCAUGGCCGCCAUUAUCACGUCGACGCAGCGGUAUUGUGUGCCUCCGGAUCCCGAGGUGGCGCAGGCGACGGCGGGUGGGUUGCUGUGGGCUAUCCAGGUCGCCUUUUGGGUGUACGUUGUCGUGACGACAGGCGUGGCUGUCGGGCAGUACUCGUACGUCUUUGCCGCGCACAGCUUUGGGCUUCAGACCAUGAUGCCUACGUGGAUCCUGCCCGUUUUCCCCAUCAUGCUCUCGGGCACCAUCGCAUCCGUCAUUUCUGAGUCACAGCCGGCCGCGGCCAGGGUGUGCAUCAUCGUGGCGGGUUUGACGUGCCAGGGGCUGGGUAUUGCUGUCGCCUUCAUGAUGUACGCGCACAUGGUCGGCCGGCUGAUGCAGUCGGGGCUGCCGAAUCGUGAGCACCGCACGGGCUUGUUCAUGUGUGUUGGUCCGCCGGCGUUCACGGCGUUGGCGUUUAUCGGGAUGGCUCGCGGCCUGCCCGAGAACUUUGACCACGACAUGGACGGGCUGGUCGAUGCGGCCUACAUCGGGACCAUGAGCCUGGUAGGCGCGGGAUUCUUGUGGGCGCUGAGCUUCUGGUGGUUUGGCAUUGCCGUCUUGGCUGUUGUGCAGAGCCCGCCGAAGUACUUCCACCUGGGCUGGUGGGCUGCUGUCUUUCCCAACACGGGUUUUACGCUGGCCACCAUCUCGCUCGGCACUGCUUUCCGCAACGAGGGCAUCCUGUGGUUUGCCACGGCCAUGUCGGUCCUGUUGCUGCUCACGUACCUGUUUGUGCUGUACCACCAUGUGCGCGCCGUCAUCGUGCAGGAAAUCAUGUAUCCGGGGCGGGAUGAAGAUGUCGAGGAUCAUUAAACUGGAAGGGCAG